AUGGUAGCUGCAGCGGAGGCUCCAGAAUCCAGCAGCAGCGGCAACUCCUGGCUGCUGCUGCAACAGCAGUCAAUGCAGCAGCAGCAGCAGCAGCAGCCAUCUGCACAGCAGCAGCAGCAGCAGCAGCAGCCAACAACGCCGCUGCAGCAGCACCAUCCAACAACACAGCAGCAGCAGCUGUCAACAGAACAGCAACUGGAGCAGCAGACACCACCACAACAACCAGACCACCAGCAGCCAGGACCACAGCAGCAGCAGCAGCAUGACGGAGUGGACAGCAGCAGCAGCAGCAGCAACAGCAGCAGCAGCAGCAGCGAGUACCCUGUCCGUUUCCCUUCAGACCAGAGUUCAAUCACAACAUCGCCCCGCGGGUCUACAGAGAAGAGUGUGUGGCAGCAGCAGCAGAAGCAGCAGCAACAGCAGCAGCAAAAGCAGCAGCAGCAGCACCGACGCCAGCCGGAGCGUGAGGCAACUGCAGCAGCAGCAGCAGCAGUUGCACCAAGUGCGGCAGCAACAGCAGCAGCAGAUGUACAGCAGCAAGCAUUCGCUCCCGUCCCUUCUUUCCCCUCCUCACCUCGCCUGCAUGCCGCCAAAACCCCUGUACAGCAGCAGCAGCAGCAGCAACGGGAGGAAGAGGAGCAGCAGCAGCAGCAGCAGGUGGCGCAGUACGAGGCAUCAGUAUCCUUAGGGGAGGAGGCAAUAGAAGAGGAGCAGCAGCAGCUGCCGACCUCUGCAGCAACUAACAGCAGUGACAGCAGCAGCGGCAGCAGCAGCAGCAAAAGUAGUAGUAGUACUAGUAAUAAUAGUAAUAGUAGCAAUAGUAGCGUGGUCAGCACGGUUAACAGCAGCAGCAGCAGCAGCAACAGCAGCAGCAGCAGCAGCAGCAGCAGCGGGGAAGCAGGGAAGUCUAGCCCUUACUCCGCGCCUCACCCGUUUAUUUUAUCCUUUACCUUUCCCCGCAGCGACACAGAGCAGCAGCAGCAGCAGCAGCGGCAGCAGCAGCGGCAGCGGCAGAGGCGUAGCCCCUUCUGGGCCCCUUCUGCUGCACCAACUGCUGCUGCUCCUCCUGCAGCAGCAGCAGCAGCAGCAACUGCUGCUGCUGCUGUCUUUCCCCGCAGGCAGCGCUCUACCAGCUUAGAGGCCCCUAGUAGGCAUACGUGGCGGACCCCACGGCAGCAGCAGCAGCAGCAGCGGCAGCAGCAGCAGCAGCAGUGGACUCAAUGGAUGCCGCCUCUGCCUCCCGCUGUCCCUUUCCCUGGCAGCAAAUGCGCAUUUACCGCUUCUCCUUUUAGCAGCAGCAGCAGCAGCAGCAGAAGCAGCAGCAGCAGAAGCAGCAGCAGGAGCAAAAGCAGCAGCAAGAGCACAGGAGUCCUGCAGCGGGGGCAUGAGCCCUUUGCUGCUGCCUCUACGGUGUCAUCGCGAGAAAGAGAAGCAGCAGCAGAAGCAGCAGCAGCAGCAGCAGCAGAAGCAGCAGCAGCAGCAGCAAGUGAAAGGCAUUGGGAAGAGGAACAGCAGGAGCAGCAAGAGCAACAGCAGCAACAUCAACAGCAGCAACAGCUGCAAAAACAGCAGCAACAGCAUUCGCAGUGGGAGCGAGUGGAGGGGGACGCCUCACCAGCAGCAAGAGCAGCAGCAGCAGCAGCAGCAGCAGCUGCUGCUGCUGCUGCAACAGCAGCAGAGACGUCUGCACCCUCAGGGGAUGCUUUGUAUUACAACAGAAGCCGUUUACUGCCAAAGGCCGACGACGCAGCAGCAGCAGCUGCUGCUGCUGCUGCUUCUGCUGCGGUGUAUGAGGACAACAACAGCAGCAGAGAUCUAUCUCCUCGACAAGGAGAUGCUGCUUCUGCUGUGCAGCAGCAUGCACAACUCAGCAGCAGCAGCAGCAGCAGCGGCAGAAGCAGCAGCAGAGAUGCUCCCGUGAUGGAUAUUAACUGGAGGAUGCCCGACACUUCAGCAGCAGCAGCAGCAGCAGCAGCACCAGCAGCAAUAGCAACAGCUCCUUCUUCUGCUGCUGCAUCGCUGCAUGCAGGAGACGAAACACCAGACGCGGAUGAGCAUCAGCAGCAGCAGCAGCAGCGGAAGCAGCAACAGCUGCAGAAGCAGCGGGAGCAGCAUUGGUGGAACUUCAGUUCAGGAGCAGCAGAGACAGCAACUAGUACUGUCUGUACACCGGAGGCUGCUGCUGCUGCUGCUGCAGCAGCAGCAGCAGCAAGGGUUUCGCUAUCUGCGCAGCAGCUGCUGCUGUCGGGGGACCUGUCUCCUCCGCAUGCAUGUGGGGAGUAUUUGCUGCAGCAUCCGCAGCAGCAAGCAAGUACUGCAGCAGCAGCAGCAGCAGCAACAGCAACGGAUACUGCAGAGCUGCAGCUUUUGCUGCAGCAGCUCGAGCAGCAGAUCCCGCCGGAGAAGCUGCUACCUCACCUGUUGCUGUGGUAUCGAGACACCAGCAGCAGCAGCAGCAGCAGCAGCAGCGGCAGCAGCAGCGGCAGCAGCAAUUUGCUGCGACUGACUGAGGGGGACCGCGUGUCCCGGGACAACAGCGAGCAGCCAGCAGCAGCAGCAGCAGCAACUGCAGCAACUGCAGCAGGAGGAGCAAGCAUGCAAGCAUUUUCCGAGUCAGCAGCAUCAGCAUCAGCAGCAGCAGCAGCAUCUGCUGCUGCUGCUGCAGUAGGUGAUUUGCUGCUGGUAUCUAUAGGGCGGUGUGCAGCAAAGAUGUCUCCUGCUGCUGUUAAGGUGUCUCUUUUUGCUGCUCUUUCUUCUCUCUUCCCUCUGCAGCAGCAAAUAAAAGAAAAAGAAGAUAAAAUUAUUCGCUUCUUUGCUGCAGUAAUUAAAUGCAUGCAGCAGCAAAUAUACCCGCAGGAACAUACCAGCAGCAGCAGCAGCAGCAGCAGCAGCAGCAGCGGCAUAGCAACACCAGCAACAGACUCAGCAGCAUCUCUUUCCCCCCGUGAAGAAACAGCAGCAGCAGCAACAACAGCAGCAACAGGAGCAAGAGCAACAGCAGCAACAACAGCAACAGCAGCAGCAGCAGCAGCAGCAAGAGAGAGGGUUACGAGGGGACAAUUCUUGACGAUAUUUUUGCUGUUAUGGCUAGCCUCUCUUAGAGCCAUUUUAGACAGCAGCAGCAGCAGCAGCAAGAGGAGCAGCAGCAAGAGCAGCAACAGCAGCAGACGCAGCGGCCCGCCUGGCCUUGCUGGAUGUUUGCUGCUGCUGCGCUGUUUGCUGCAGGUUGCUUCGGAGGGUGUAGACCCUGCUGCUGCUGGCGCUAUUAACGACCAGCAGCAGCAACCGCAGCAGCAGCAACCGCAGCAGCAGCAGCAGGAGUUGCUAAAGGGAGGCGAUCUUGCCUUAACAGAGAGCUGCUUGCGUGCUGCUGCAGCAACUCUUGCCACCUGCAGGGACACUUGCGGUGCAGGAGCUUGGCUGCUGCUGCUGCUGCUCUUUGAAAGACCGCAGCAGCAGCAGCAGCAGCAGCUAAGCCCAUUGGUGUUGCGGGGGUUGCAGGGGCUACUACCAUUUCUACAGCGCUGCAGCAAAGCGGUUGCUGCAGCAGCAGGAGGAUAUUUGUCUCCUAAUGCUGUUGCUAAUGUCUGCUGCAAACAGGAGACAGCAGCAAGCGAACAGGCCUCUGCCGUCGGUCUCCCGCAGCAGCAGCAGCAGCAGCAGCUGUUGCUGCCUGUGCCUCCCUACAGGUUUUUGUCUUCAAGCUCUUCAGACAAGGAAGCAGCAGCCAGGGAGGGAGCAGCGGAUGCUGCUGCUGCUGCUGCUGGAGGGGAGGGGGAACUGUGGGGAACCUCGCAACUGCUGCAGCUGUUGCUGCUGCGGGUCCAGAGGGCUCUGCAACAGCAGCAAAAGCGCAGCAGCAGGGAGGAUAACGAAGAGGAGAAGCAGCAGGAGCUGCAAAAGCAGCUGCAGCCGCUGGUUCUGCUGCCACCGCAUGCAAAUUGCAGGUCUGCUGCUGCUGCUGCUACUGGCUGCAUUCCAGUCUAUCGGCAGCCCGUUGCAGCUGCUGAAGACUGCAGCAGACAAGCAGCAGCAACAGCAGCAGCAACAGCAGCAGCAGAUGCAAUAUGGAUGCCUUACCGCCCCCCUGCUGCAAGACACAGCGAGGAGGAGGAGCAGAUCCUCUACCAGCAGCAGCAGCAGCAACGGCGGGUCGGGGACUGUUCGGUGCUGCUGCGGGGCAGCAACAGCAGAGGCUGUAGCAGCAGCAGCAGCAACAACGGCAGCAGAAGCAGCAGAAGGCGGCCGCUUUCCUAUGCUGUGCAGCAGCAUGCAGGAGACGUGGCUCCUUUUGUGGGGCUUCCUAUCGACGCAGACCCUUUUGCUGCUGCUGCUGCUGCUGCUGGUAACAAGGUGCAACAACAACAACAACAGGAGCAGCAGCAGCAGCAGCAAGUGUGCUGGGCUCCCCGCAGCGGUGUCAGGAAGGACUCUGCAGCAGCAAGCGAAGCCUCGGAUGCAGGCAGCACGUCAACCGCAAAGCAGCAGCAGCAGCAGCAACAGCAGCAGCAACAACAACCGGGUUGGGGCCCACCCGUCAGUGGACCAGGAACAGCAGCAACAGCAGCAACACAUGCAGCAGCAAGUAGCAGCAGAACAAGAUCAGAUGCAGCAGCAACACCAGAAGCUCUUUCCUUCCUUCCCCUCAACAGGUUUGCUAUGGCGGCGCUGCAGCGGCCCCACACUCAGCAGCAGCAGCAGCAGCAAGAUGCGUCCUGGGGCAGCAACAACAGCGCAGCAGCAGCAGGUAGAGGGAGCCCUUUGUUGCAGGUGGGGCAUCUUUCGCAUCCUCCAGCAAGCAGGAACAGUAGCAGCAGCAGCAGCAGCAACACCCCACCAAGAGCAGGUGCAGCAGCAGCAGCAGCAGCAGCAGAUGCAUUGCUGCUAGGUGGUCGCUGUCUACAUAAGGGAGGAGGCAGCAAAAUAAGGUUAACCCCAGGGGCCCCCGCAGAAGGCCCCCAAGGUGUAUCUGCAGGGGCCCCGCAAGGGGCCCCCUCCAGUGGCAUAACGCGGUGCCCUCCGGGGGGCCCCUCUAGGGGCCCCCCCACCCCACCAGGAAGGGACACCACACGGGGAUCCCCCACAGGUGGGGCCCCUUCAGGAGGGGCUCCCACAGGGGAGGGCCCCUUGGGGGGCCCCACAGGGGCCCCUGCAGGGUCCGCUCGCGAGAGUAUUGAGAAGGUUUGGAGGAGAGAAGGAUUUUCUCCUCAUCUGCAUAAGAGGAUACUGCUGCUGCUGGAUAGACACAGGAGGAAGAGCAGCAGCAGCAGCAGCAGGAAGCAGAAAGGAGGAGGAGAGGCAGCACAGCAGCAAGGAAAAGAAGAGCAGCAGCAAGGAUUGCAGCAGCUACAAGAACAGGUGCAGCAACUGCAGCAACAACUGCAGCAGCAGCAACUUGAACAAAAGCAUAUAAAAAGGGGAAUACUGCAGCAGCAGCAGCGCAUGCAGGAUAAACGAGACGCCACUGCUGCUGCUGCUGCUGCUGCUGCUGCUGCUUUAUCUGCUGCAGCAAAAACCAAAAAGUCAACGCGAGCAGCAACACAAUCACUACCAUCAGCAGCAACUGCAGCAGCAGCAACAGCAGCAGCAGCACGAAGCUUGCGCAAGAAGGUCUUUCCUUUAGGGGGAGACAGUAAAGGAGAUAGAGGAGGGGAUGCAGCAAAAACAGCAGCAGCAGCAGCAGCAGCGGAAAGAUCAUCACUGGACAACGGUGUGCUGCCUGCUGCUUCUUCUGCUGCAGCUGCUGCUGCAACGCGCUUCCAGCAGCAGCAGCAGCAGCAGCAGCAGCAAGCCGCUACUUGGCAGCCCCCUGAGAUAGGAGGGGAGCAUCACGUAUUGUAUGCUGGGGUGUCUGCGCACCCUGCAGGCAGCAGCAGCUGGAGCAGCAGCAGCAGCAAGAGCAACAACAACAACAACAACAACAACAGCAGCAGCAGCAGCAGCAAACCGGCAUACAGAGGAUCAGCAGCAGAAGCAGCUCCUCUGCAGCAUCACCAAUGGUCUUCUUUCCCUCAGCAGCAGGUGCAGCUUCAGCUGCAGCAGCAGCAGCAGCAACUGCAGCAGGAGCAGCAGCAGCAACUGGUGCAGCAAUCUUUAGCAGGAUGGGGGGCCUUCCCUUGCAGCAAUGCAUACGGCAACAGCACAGUAGCAGCAGCAGCAGCAUGGGCCCCUUCUGCUGCUGCUGCUGGUGGUGUUCCUGCUGCAGUGCAGCAGCAGCAUGCGGGUGCAUAUAUUCCACAGGAAUAUCUGCAGCAGCAGCAGCAGCAGCAGCUAAUGACUGCAUGCGGUCCCCUGUCUAUGAACUAUGAAUAUUCUAUGGGUGGUGGUCUACAGCAGCAGCAGCUGUUGCUGCAGCAUCAGCAGCAGCAGCAGCUGUUACUGCAGCAACAGCAGCAGUUGUCUCUGAUGCACCACCAGCAGCAGCAGCAGCAGCAGCAGUCUGUAUUUCCGUUGCAAUUGGAGGGAAGCUUUGAUGAAUCUGCAUGCGUUGAGGUGUAUCUACACCACCCUAUUAGCCGCAGCAGACGUCAUCACCACCACCACCAUCAGCAGCAGCAGCAGCAGCAGCAGCAGCAGCAGCAUAUGCCACAGCAGCAGCAGCAGCAACAGCAGCAGCAGCAGCAGCAGCAGCAACAGCAGCAGCAGCUGCAGCGGCAAUAG
This is a messenger RNA of Eimeria maxima, 6660 nucleotides long. RefSeq lists its product as hypothetical. The coding region runs from base 1 to 6660 and encodes 2219 amino acids. The record is from RefSeq and is a predicted model, not a curated record. The transcript is spliced from 4 exons. NCBI's taxonomy places the organism in Eukaryota, Apicomplexa, Conoidasida, Eucoccidiorida, Eimeriidae.